Messenger RNA from Neogale vison (American mink), 2111 nucleotides. RefSeq names its product BPI fold containing family C (gene BPIFC). NCBI's taxonomy places the organism in Eukaryota, Metazoa, Chordata, Mammalia, Carnivora, Mustelidae. The coding region runs from base 128 to 1651 and encodes 507 amino acids. The transcript has 17 exons. Gene Ontology annotation, molecular function: lipid binding. The record is from RefSeq and is a predicted model, not a curated record.
GCUUAACCAACUGAGCCACCCAGGCGUCCCAAGCAGCUGAGUUCAAGGCUCAAGCGGAGAACACAUAGCUUCAGAGGCAGAAGGAGUCGAAGGUGCUCCCCAGCUUUGAACACUUCCCCUACUUGAGAUGCAUACAAAGGCAGUCCAACUCCUCUGGGGAUGUUUCUUCCUGUGGAAUCUCUACAUCUCAUCUGCCCAGACCGUUUACCCUGGAAUCAAGGCCAGGGUUACUCAGCAGGCUCUGGACUAUGGCGUUCUAGCUGGGAUGGAGAUGAUUGAGCAAAUGGUUAAGGAAAAAAAGAUCCCAGACCUAGAAGGCUCUGAAUCUCUGGAAUUUUUGAAGGUUGAUUAUGUGAACUACAAUUUUUCAAACAUAAAAAUCCAUGCCUUCUCAUUUCCAAAUACUUCAUUAGCCUUUGUGCCUGGUGUGGGAAUCAAGGCCCUGACCAACCACGGUACCGCCAACAUCAGCACCGACUGGGAAGUCAAGUCUCCGCUCUUCCAAGACACAGGAGGAGCUGAUCUGUUUCUCUCUGGCGUCUUCUUCACCGGUAUCAUUGUCCUGGCCCGCAACAACUUUGGUCACCCAAUCAUGAAGCUCCAAGACUGUUAUGCCCAAGUGAGCCACGCCCACGUGUCAUUUUCCGGAGACCUCAGUGUCCUGUACAACUCCUUUGCUGAACCCAUGGAGAAACCCAUUUUAAAGAACUUAAAUGAAAUGCUCUGUCCCAUGAUCAUGAGUGAGGUGGGAGCCCUGAACGCCAACCUCAGCAUGCUGGAGGUUUUAACCAAGAUUGACAACUAUACUCUCCUGGACUACUCCCUAAUCAGUUCUCCGGAGAUAACUGAGAAUUACAUGGAGCUGAAUUUGAAGGGCGUAUUCUACCCCCUGGACAACCUCAGCGACCCCCCCUUCUCACCAGUUCCUUUUGCGCUGCCAGAACACCACGACUCUAUGCUCUAUAUUGGAAUCUCCGAGUUUUUCUUCAAAUCUGCAUCCUUUGCUUACUUUACAGCUGGGGCCUUCAAUGUCACUCUCUCCAUGAAAGAGAUUUCCAACCAUUUGGUUCAAAACUCUCAAGGCCUUGGCAAUGUGCUUUCCCGGAUCGCAGAGAUCUACCUCCUGUCCCAGCCCUUCAUGGUGCAGGUCAUGGCAACAGAGCCUCCUGCAAUCAGUCUGCAGCCGGGUAACUUCACCCUGGACAUCCCUGCCUCCAUCGUGCUCCUCGCCCAGACCGAGAACUCAACCGCGGAAGCCAUCGUGUCUAUGGACUUUGUUGCUAGCACCAGUGUUGGCCUGGUUAUUUUGGGACAAAGACUGGUCUGCUCAUUAUCUCUGAACAGAUUCCGGCUCUCUUUGCCAGAGUCCAAUCGCAGCAAUAUUGAGGUCUUGAGGUUUGAGAACAUUCUGUCCUCUAUUCUCCACUUUGGAAUUCUCCCACUGGCCAACGCAAAAUUGCAGCAAGGAAUUCCCCUGCCCAACCCACACAAAAUCUCACUUGUCAAUUCUGAUAUUGAAGUUCUUGAGGGAUUCCUUUUGAUCUCCACCGACCUCAAGUAUGAAACGUCCUUAAAGCAACAGCCAAGUUUCCAUGGUUGGGAAGGUCUGAACCUCAUAAGUGGACAGUGGAGGGGGAAGCCCGCCGCUUGAUUGCCUGUUUGGAGCCCACCCCAGGCGGCCAGUGGCCCUUAAUCCACAGCUACUGUAAGCCCAGAAGGGGAGAACAGUGCACGCUGGAUUGUAAAGCCCUGCGAAGUGCUUAGGCUGACAGUUUUCCUUCUUGAGCCCUCAGGGACAGAGGGAGGCAAACUGAGUUAAAGAGCCAAAUCGGGGUGUGUGUGUGUGUGUGUAGGGGUAGGCGUUUAAGUGUUUCAUGUUUGAAUGCACAUUGUAUGUUUCUGUGUUUAUAAAACGCUGGGGCCUGGAGCUAGCCAUGUGCCCUGGAGGAGGCGCAUGAGAAAGCCCAAAGUACAGAUUUGCCCGAGUUCUUCAUGGAGGAGCUCCCUUUAGCUCUCUCAGCAACCCAGGGUUUCCCCCACUUCCCUCCAUAUUGGAUUGUCUGUUUUAUAUUUACUGCUACUGUCCCUUGUAUUUAAUUAAACUUGUUUUC